Messenger RNA from Anopheles maculipalpis, 1380 nucleotides. RefSeq names its product gustatory and odorant receptor 24 (gene Gr63a). The record is from RefSeq and is a predicted model, not a curated record. Lineage: Eukaryota; Metazoa; Arthropoda; Insecta; Diptera; Culicidae. Gene Ontology annotation, molecular function: sweet taste receptor activity. Gene Ontology annotation, cellular component: axon; membrane; neuronal cell body. Gene Ontology annotation, biological process: sensory perception of taste. The coding region runs from base 1 to 1380 and encodes 459 amino acids. The transcript has 3 exons.
AUGAGUCUCUUCUUCAACUCGGAAACGAUGCGUUUCGAGGGUACGAUGCACGAACCGAAGCGAAAUCGUAACGUGUUCCUGGACGUGAAGCCAAUCCCCGACGAUACGGCGAUCGUCAACACGUCCGGACAGGGCAGACGGAAUGCGGCCCUAUUUAACAAUCGGGUUGGUUUCCCACCGCUAACACCGAAGGAAGCGUUUGUGACUACGGCCGCCACCAACCAAAUCUCUUCUCCGCAGAACAUGGUGUACGAGAGCUCGAAACCGAUCUACUUGGUGUUGCGUGCUAUUGGAGUGUUUCCGUACACGCGUCUUGCAUCGGGCGAGACCGCCUUCAUCCUGGCCUCACCCGCCAUGGUGUACUGUGUGAUGUUUUUCCUGCUGCUCACCGUCUACAUCGCCUUCAUCCUGCUCAAUCGCAUCGAGAUCGUGCGGACGCUCGAGGGACGCUUCGAGGAGUCCGUCAUUGCGUAUCUGUUUAUCGUGAACAUCCUGCCGCUCCUGAUCAUACCGCUGAUGUGGUACGAAACGCGCAAAGUGGUUUCGGUGGUGAAUGGGUGGGUCGAUUUCGAAACGGUGUACCGGAAAACUUCCGGCCGUGCGUUGGAGCUGAAGCUCCGUACCAAGGCGCAGGUGGUUGCCAUCUUGCUGCCGAUCCUUUGCUCGCUCUCGGUUGCCAUCACGCAUGUGACGAUGGUGGACUUUAAGCUGCUGCAGGUCAUUCCGUACUGUGUGCUUGACACGAUCACCUACAUGAUGGGCGGGUACUGGUAUUUGGCGUGCGAAACGCUCAGCAUUACGGCGAAGAUCCUGGCAGAAGAUUUUCAGCGAGCCCUGCGCCACGUCGGCCCUGCUGCCAAGGUGUCCGAGUAUCGAUCGUUGUGGUUGCGGCUGAGCAAACUGGCACGUGAUACGGGCUUUUCCACCUGUUACACCUUCACGUUUAUCUGCUUGUAUCUGUUCUUCAUCAUAACGCUCUCGAUCUAUGGGCUGAUGUCGCAAAUUUCGGACGGAUUCGGUGUGAAGGAUAUUGGGCUGGCGGUGACUGCGUUCUGUAGCGUUGGGUUACUGUUUUACAUCUGCGACGAGGCACACUAUGCAUCGUUUAAUGUGCGCACCAACUUUCAGAAGAAGCUGCUAAUGGUUGAGCUGAGCUGGAUGAACACGGACGCACAGACGGAGAUCAAUAUGUUUCUACGGGCAACCGAGAUGAAUCCAUCCAGCAUUAAUCUUGGUGGGUUUUUCGACGUUAAUCGGACGCUUUUCAAAUCGCUGCUCGCGACCAUGGUGACGUACUUGGUGGUGCUGCUCCAGUUCCAGAUCAGCAUUCCGGAUGAGCCCAGUGCUAUGCUGAUGCAUAGCAACACGUCCCACACUUAG